AGUGGGACAUUGUGACAUCAUCAGUGAUGGUCUCAGAUGGUUUCCUAUUGCAGACCUCCAGUCCUAGCUGUUACAGCAAGUCCAUUCCUCUACCAUGAGUGUGGAGCAGCUAAAAUCAACAGAUCCACAUGUACCUUGAGGUGACAGACUGGCUCUGAACAAGUUGAAAUCAUCACAGAAGGAUAAAGUUCGUCAGUUUAUGAUCUUCACACAAUCUAGUGAAAAAACAGCAGUAAGUUGUCUGUCUCAAAAUGACUGGAAGUUAGAUGUUGCAACAGACAAUUUUUUCCAAAAUCCUGAACUUUAUAUACGAGAGAGUGUAAAAGGAUCGUUGGACAGGAAGAAGUUAGAACAACUAUACAAUAGAUACAAAGAUCCUCAAGAUGAAAAUAAAAUUGGAAUAGAUGGUAUACAGCAGUUUUGUGAUGACCUGGCACUCGAUCCAGCCAGCAUUAGUGUGUUGAUCAUUGCGUGGAAGUUCAGAGCAGCAACACAGUGCGAGUUCUCCAAGCAGGAGUUCAUGGACGGUAUGACAGAGUUAGGAUGUGACAGCAUAGAAAAACUAAAGGCCCAGAUACCCAAGAUGGAACAGGAAUUGAAAGAACCAGGACGAUUUAAGGAUUUUUACCAGUUUACUUUUAAUUUUGCAAAGAAUCCAGGACAAAAAGGAUUAGAUCUAGAAAUGGCCAUUGCCUACUGGAAUUUAGUGCUUAAUGGAAGAUUUAAAUUCUUAGACUUAUGGAAUAAAUUUUUGUUGGAACAUCAUAAACGAUCAAUACCAAAAGAUACUUGGAAUCUUCUUUUAGACUUCAGUACAAUGAUUGCAGAUGACAUGUCUAAUUAUGAUGAAGAAGGAGCAUGGCCUGUUCUUAUUGAUGACUUUGUGGAAUUUGCACGCCCUCAAAUUGCUGGGACAAAAAGUACAACAGUGUAGCACUAAAGGAACCUUCUAGAAUGUACAUAGUCUGUACAAUAAAUACAACGGAAAAUUGCACAGUCAAUUUCUGCUGGCUGGACUGAACUGAAGAUCAAUCCUCACAAUUCAGACUGAGGGUUGUGUCAAAACUUUAAGGAUACAUCUUGGACCAUAUCGUAUUUCAUUCUUCUAAUGGUGGUUUGGGCUUGUCUUCUAGUCUGGGCCGCUCUAAACAUUUAUAAUUCCAACAUUGUGGAUUUCAUCUUAUAUCUGUGGACCAUCCUAGUUUAUUCUCCCAUAAGUCGUAGAAGCUUUAUGGUGAUUAUUUUGAGGUUUCCAUUCUUGCAUAAAGCACAAUGCUGUCUUCAUCAGAAAACAGUUUGGCAUAAGAAUUAAACAUAUGAACAUCACAAACAAUUUAUAAAAACUUCUUAAAUAUAUGCUUUGGGCUAGUUGCAAAGACUAUGCUGAUAGCACUUCCAAUGAGAGUGAUAUAUUUAAAGUGUACCGGAUCUGGAAUGGUGUUUUGGUUUGGGGGAUUUUUUUUUUUUCCUGGCAAAUCACAUGUAUUGUUGAUGUGAGUAGAGUAACUGAUGUCAAAAUAACCAACGUGAAAAUUUUUUAGGAUAACUUGGUGUGCCUACCUGAAAAAUAUAUUGUGUUUCAGACCCUCGAUUUCAAAAGGUUCCACAGAACUAGUCUGCACUUAUCUUACCCAUGUUUAUAUAUAGUUGUCUUACAGGGAGCUUUUAUUUAGAAAAUGCAUAAUGUUAGAUUCUACUCCUAUCUACAUUAUGCACUACAUAAUUGGAUUUCAUUAUGAUUUUCAAAUGCUUAUAUGCCUGUCGAAUAAGUUAAACUAUUUAAUUUGUUUUGAAUGUUUUAGACUGCUACACAAUACAAUAUUCUAAAUUUAGGCAUGAGGGUUUAUUUUUGUUUUGUUUUUUGUUUUUGUCAGCACACUAUGGAACACAAAUGAAAUUCUCUUAAUUUAUAAGAAGAUAGUAGGAAUUAAAUUUUGAAAAUGGUCAUGAUGAGCCAUGAAGUUCAAUCCUUAUAGGUACUGCAUUCAUACAAAUAGUCCAUUUUUGAUGACUUCUUAUUUUGUUGAAAUUGCUUUAACUGCUAAUCACUGUGGUUGCCAAAUACUUCAGGAGCAAAAAUUUUCAAGCAAGCAUGUACUUGAUGCAAAAUACCAAUCUGGCUUUUAUUUUUGUAAAUUAUUUAGUUUCUUCACCUUGUUUGUUUCGUUUAAAUUAGCUCAGUUUUCACAUCAAAGCAGAAUUCUAUCUUGUAUGUAUUUUUUUCAUUACAAGACCCAUGAACUGCUUUCAUGCUGAAAAUGCCUCAUUUCUCUUUAAACUUCCUGACACGUGAAGAGUUUACUGCUUUCUUAAACAUUUCUGUAAGGCAAGUAAAAAAAAAAAUGUAAAAUUUCAUACAUUGGAUGACUUUGGUGUUUAGCAGGACAAGAUUUUGCUUUGUAUAUGCAAGCAACUCUCUAAGGUCCUGUGUUAAAAUUAUCAAAGGAGUGUACUUCAGAAUAGUAGUAUGUUUUAUGUAGAUGUGGAAAUGAUUUUAAGAAACAAUGACAUCUUAUAACUACUUUUUAUUUACGUAAUUUCUGAAAUUGAGCUUACCCCAUAGAUACUAUAUUAAUAUUCCAAUCAUAACUUUAACUCAAGAAUAUAAUUCUACCAAAAGAAUAUUUUGAAAAUUUCUAUUCAGGUUACUGGAAUUGGUUAUUUUAAAAAAGAAAAAGAAAAGAAUCCUGCUGCUUUCAGUAUUUCCUGAUUUCAUAUUUGUAAAUAUAAAGAGGAACUUCAAUUAUGAAAAAUUUAAAAAGAUAUAUAUAUAUGUACUAUUUUGUUUUUUGUCUUGAAGAUUUUGAGUUAUGGUAUUGUUUUCGGAUUGAUUAAUUCGAGUAUGCUGUGUUUUAAAAUGAGAUCCCAUUAGCUUUUUUUUUUUGUUUUUUUUGUUUUUUUCAAUAUAAAUGGUUUUUCUUAGAAGUCUGAUAUUGGUUCAUGGCUUAGUGCCUUUGGGUUUACAGACUUUUCCUUUUAAAUGCAAGACCUUUUUCAACAAAAUAGUGUUUGUCAUCAUUUUGGUACUAAACAUUUAUAAUUACUGUGUAAUUAUAAACAAAAAAUACAUAAAGCUUUGAAUAUAAUUAUGUAGCAUAAAAGUUAAGGUUGUUCACUCUAUGACGGCAUCUUAGAAUUAAACAAUACUAUUACUAGGGCUGAAAAGAGAAGACUGGUUUAAUGUGGUGUGAUUAUUUUGAGGAUAAAUGUCUGGUUACAGGGAAUAUUUUAUACUAAAAAAAUACGCAUAUGGCCAUGUAUGUGUGUGAGUGUGUCUGUGAGAUUGACAGGUUGGAAGAGACAUACAUGUUCACACACACACACACACACACACGCACACACACACACACAACUUGAAAUGCUUUAAUUCAUUAGUGUUUCAGUCUUCAUUUUGGUCAACUCCCCAGGCUGAUUCUUUGUUUUAAAUUGAACCACAGGUACAAUUUUCUUUUUGCCAAAUGUCAAUACAGGUACACAUUUUAAAAUGUAAUGCUUUUUAAUAGUAAAGUGUAUAAAAUUAGAAGUGCCCACAUAUAAAAAGACUUGAGAUCAAGAUUCUCUUUAGUGACUAUCAUCUGCAUAUCUCUGUAAGUUCAAUUGUGCUUCUUACAAUCCCUGUCAUAUUACCAACAGAGGCAAUAAAAGCUUCAGUGAAAUUGCCAUGACUAAAUCAUUUCACAUAUUAUUUCAGUGUAAUAUUUUCAAAGACUAAAAUAUACCUUAAACUUUUCCAGGAAGAAUAAUUAUUCAUGGAAAGAGCAUUGUAAUGGCAAGUUUUGGGAAGAAAAGACAUGCCAAGUCUUGUUUACUACGUUUUUAAAAUGUUUACAACUAUACUGGGCUGCUUUAUUUAAUUAACAGUACUGUAGUUGUGUAAUAUGGCAUUAUAAGUGUGUGUUCUUCAUUAGACUUUUAAAAAGUUUUAAUGAGCGAAAGUAAAAUAACAUGGGAAAUUUUUUAUAUAAUACCCUUACUGGGGAAUUUUAUUUAAGCAAGGUUAUACUAUUUUUUUUUCCUCAGAAAGAUUUAAGCGAAUGAAGUGUUCAUCUAUUUUUUAUUUGAUGAUAAUCAAGGAAUUUGAGUAGUUGUAGCUAGUUUAAUGUGCACUUUGCUUAGAUUUUUAAAAACAUGUUAAGACUACGUAUUGUAAAACUUCUGUAAUUUUACAUAUGAAUGGCAGAAGAAAGUUACACCUAAUGAAAGAAUUUUGGAAUGAAAAAGGAAAGUGGUGCUGGGGAAAUAUAUUAGAGUUCACAAAGUAUGCCUUUGUAAACCUGAGUCAACUUUUAGCAAGAAUUAAUUUAUAUAGUUCUAAAUGUUAAGUUGUAUAUUUAAUAGAAAAUAAUUAUUUGGCACCUCAGCAGUUUUCUUUAAAUGUUACUUUAUAAUACUUUUAACAAUAUGAUUUAUAUUGAAUACAUAGAUGUUUUGAUAAAAUUUUAUCAAAUUUGAUUAUGUAAUGAUAAAAUGUUUUUAAAAUGUGAACUAUUUAACUAAUAUCUUAAAACUGAGGACACAAUACCUGAAUUGUGAUUUCUACAUAAUGUGAUAAUUAGGGUUCAAAUUAUGGCUCAUCAUUUAAUUGAUUAUAAACGAGUAUAUUUUAAACUA
Molecule: messenger RNA, 4611 nt
Organism: Canis lupus familiaris (dog)
Lineage: Eukaryota; Metazoa; Chordata; Mammalia; Carnivora; Canidae
Gene: DCUN1D1
Product: defective in cullin neddylation 1 domain containing 1
Exons: 7
Coding region: 200-934 (244 amino acids)
Biological process (GO): protein neddylation; positive regulation of ubiquitin-protein transferase activity
Cellular component (GO): ubiquitin ligase complex
Molecular function (GO): ubiquitin-like protein binding; ubiquitin conjugating enzyme binding; cullin family protein binding
Source: RefSeq, a predicted model, not a curated record